AUGGAAUUAGAAAAGAACAGCGAUGUUAAGAGCAAAAGAAGAUGCUUCAAUCAGAGCUCCCAUCUUUUUUCUUAUUUGGAUGAAGCUGAGCACAUACUCGUCAGAGAUGUUGCAGCAGGAGCUAACCACUCUGGCUUUGGCCAGGCACGUUCUGCCAGUGUUUCAGAAUUAAAGUUGUCAGAAGAAAGCUUACCUUAUUUAAGUUCAUCUUUAGAUGCAGAUAUUGAAAUGUAUAAUAAAGAGAGAAUGACAAUUGGCUGUGCGCGGGUAGAUGAAAGCAAGAAAGAAGCUGAUGUGUUGGGAAGGACAUGUGACAAUACGCACUGUAACUGCGGGGUUUGUGAUGAUUUCAGACAAAGCCAUUUAGGUGAAGAUUCACAGCUGGAGUAUCUCAGUGCUCACGAGCAAGAUUUUGAUGAUAGGAAUAGCUCAAGUGAGUUUUCUGAGCAAAAGGAAACCACAGGAAUCGAAACCUUAAAGGUGAUAGAUCCCGUUCAUGAAGUUCCAGGGGGUGGAGUCACACAGGAACAAAAUCUCAUUCACCUGUCAGAAGAUUGUUCUCCUUCUCCUGAGUGUGGUGUAGGUGACCAGACCUGCCCUGAAGCAGCUGUGCCAGAUCUUCCCCACCUGCUUCAGGACUCACUGCCUCUGCCAUAUUGUGAUAGGAUGACUUGUGAUCAUCAGGAAGAGCAAACAGAGUACCAUAGUGUUGUUUGUGGAAGUAUACUUGAAAGUCAUUCUUGGGGAAGUAAAGAAAGGGUCUUUCUAAGUCUGCUUGUAUGUGACAGUUUAGAAAAUGGAGAGGUGAAAGGCAUACCACUGACUGAUGGCCCACUGGCACCCCAAAUUGCUACAAGUGAAGAGUUGUCUGAAGAGAGUGACAGACACAUUCACAGCAAAUCAGUGAAGCAAGACAAUCCGUUACUGUCAAGAAGGCAAAGGGCCCUUGUGGAAGCCGUGCAACUUUACAAAUGUGCAGGGAACGCUGUUUUCUGCAGUUGUGAAGAAUCUGGUCCGUGCGCCUGUGGUUCCAGCUGCAUUGGCUGCACUGCAAAGGCUGUUGAAACCCAAUUUCCAGUCUCUGAAAUUCUCGCUAGCAAGAAUCCCUUUUUUGGGGUGCAAGUUGCAGAUGAAUCCUCCUCAGGAAAUACUAGCUGUCUGAACUUGGAGCAUCGUGAAAACUCAAAAAACGUUAGCAGUAAGGUUAACCAGGCUGUUGAUGCGUGUUCUGAUUUUAGAGCUUGCUUUACAACAAGCAGAAGUACCAGCACUCAGGUUUGUCUCUCAUCCAGGGCUGUUAAUACAGAGCUAACUAUGAACAAAUACCGACCCAUGGGAUGGCGCCAUGAAACCCGUGCAGAUGUUGCUUGCAAUACAGACUGGUCAUGUGCAGCUGGUAGUACAGAGGAAAUUUGGUCGCAGCUUACUGACACGCUGGAAAAACACUCAGAUGGCCAUACUGCAACAGCUGAAAGGAGUUCACAAAUUCGGGAACAACAGGAAUCAAAAAAUGAGCUUUGUAGCAGCAAUUUGAAGAUAAGCACUGACAGGCCGGUCUACCUUGACAAACAAGCUGUGAAGAAUUCUGCAUCAAGCUGCUGUCAAAAGAUACUCCAGAGAGCAAUUGAAGCAGAAUUGCAGAUUCUAAACAUUCAUUAUCAGAUGUGCUAUCAGCACUGCUUGAAGAUUUACAGACUGGCUUUGGAGGAAAACACAAGCUUUAGCAGAUGUAGUGGAAAUGAUGGAUUAGGUUCAUCUCUCAUGUUGGUUUUGGAAGAGCUAAAGAAGCAUUACAACAGUAUGAGAAUGAAAAUAAAAUUGAGUGUACCUUUAAAAGCACUUCCACCGCUAUCAGUUGAGAUGAAGUUGUUCGAAAUAUCUUCUUUUUAUGUCCCCUGCAAGCUGUUCAGAGAGGAUCUUUGCUAUGAUUCUGAUUCAGGCCUGAGAAACGCUGACUUGGAAGCACCAAAACUGCAAGAAUGGAAAACUUCUGUCAACAUGGACAAUCCACAGACAGUAUGUGUAACUGGCAGUCAGCCAAGUGACUCUACUUCCUCCACGACACUUGAAGAACAGCAUAAACAUAAGGAUGUGGAAUGUGGCUGUGCAGAAAAUGAAGAAGGGAAUGAAUAUUGGUUUGAUGCUAAAGAGGACAUGACAGUAGCAGAUUUUUCAGUAAUAGCUGAAGAAACAAAAAAGCAACAUGAAAAACAAGACACAGUUAAUACGAAAGAAAUGAAGAUAACGGAGGGUGGAAAUGAGUGUUCUUUUGUUCGUAUUGGUGGCCCAAGUGCCUCAGUGUCAGAGGGUGAUUUAAGAUCACAUUUUCAGAAGUGUCAGAUUUCUGAUGCUCUUACCUCUGUGGAUUCUAGUAACUACAGAUCUGCAUUUCUUUCCUUUAAAGACACUAAUAAAGCAAAGUUAGCUGUAGAGGAGAUGAACCAGAAAACAUCUCCUCCUUUCUCCACAAAUUCAUAUGAUGCCUAUAUUUCUCCUGAUACGUUGAACUUGAGCAGCUUUACCAAAGUGAUGAAGAAACUUCAAGAAAUUCAUCCAGGGGCUAGCAGAGACAAAAUUGUGGCUGCUUUGCUGGAGGUGAGGAAGAACAACAAAGGUACCCUAAGUGGCUUGUCCCUCAGUUCCAUUGUGGAAAGGGCCUCGGUAAUUCUAAGGAAGUCGACCCCCAGUUGUGGGUGGAAGAAGCAAUAUUACAUUUCAUCCUCUACGUCCGUACCCACACACAUCCCGGGAAGCAGAGCUCCGGAGGAGGAUCCCUUCCCGUGGGCACCCACCGCCCCCGAGGAGGCAGCACCCCACAGGCGGGCUGGCUGCGCGGCGGUGGCGGCGAUGGCUCUGCUCCCUCGGCGGUUCCUCUGCUUCCUGCUGGUGUUUCUGGAGCAUCAUCACGCUGCCUCCAGCCUGGCUGUUACAAGCCGCAGUCCUCGUGCUCGCUUCACUCCUACACUUAUCCAGGCCACAACCCCCCAGGAGUGGGACUUUGGGGGCCACCCUUCUGGAAGCAGCAGUGGGAUGGCACUGGCAGGACCAUAG
Molecule: messenger RNA, 3051 nt
Organism: Leptosomus discolor (cuckoo roller)
Lineage: Eukaryota; Metazoa; Chordata; Aves; Leptosomiformes; Leptosomidae
Source: RefSeq, a predicted model, not a curated record